CGGUCCACACACCACCGUGAGGAGGCAAGGAAUCUGUCUGGCUGUCGCAUGGCAGGGGUCCGAGUCACCAGCGUGGACUGGCAGCGGUCGGGGAACGGCGCUGCGCACCACACCCAGGAGUAUCCUUGCCCUGAGCUGGUGGUCCGCAGGGGCCAGCCGUUCCGCCUCACCCUGGAGCUGAGCGGAGACCUGGACAGCGAGGAGACCCUUAUCUUCACGGUGGAGACAGGGCCCAAGGCUUCCGAGGCCCUCCACACCAAAGCUGUGUUCCAGACGGCGGAGCUGGAGGUGGGCGAUGCCUGGACAGCAGUGAAGGAGUCGCAGACAGAGAGCAGCAUGAGUGUCAGCCUCGCCAGCCCUCCUGAUGCUGUCAUCGGCCGCUACCAGCUGAGCGCCAGGGCUUCCUCUCGCAGGAGGCACAGUGACCGGAAGCUGGGAGAGUUUGUUCUCCUUUUCAAUCCAUGGUGUCCAGAGGACGAUGUAUUUCUGGCCUCAGAGGAAGAGAGACAGGAGUACGUGCUCAACGACAGUGGCAUCAUAUUCCGAGGCGUGGAGAAGCACAUCCGAGCGCAGGGCUGGAACUACGGGCAGUUUGAGGAGGACAUCCUGGAUAUCUGUCUGUCCAUCCUGGAUCGAAGCCCCAGUCACCAAGAUGACCCAGCCACUGAUGUGUCCCACCGUCACAACCCCAUCUAUGUCACCAGGAUCAUCAGUGCCAUGGUGAACAGCAACAAUGACCGGGGUGUCGUGCAAGGACAGUGGCAGGGCAAAUAUGGCAGCGGCACCAGCCCACUGCACUGGCGCGGCAGCGUGGCCAUCCUGCAGAAAUGGUUCAAGAGCAGGUUCAAACCAGUCAAGUACGGCCAGUGCUGGGUCUUCGCUGGAGUCAUGUGCACAGUCCUCAGGUGCUUGGGGAUUGCGACACGAGUGGUGUCCAACUUCAACUCGGCCCACGACACUGACAAAAACCUGAGUGUGGACAAAUAUGUGGACUCCUUCGGGCGGACCCUGGAGGACCUGACAGAAGACAGCAUGUGGAAUUUCCAUGUCUGGAACGAGAGCUGGUUUGCCCGGCAGGACCUGGGCCCCUCUUACAAUGGCUGGCAGGUUCUGGAUGCCACACCCCAGGAAGAAAGCGAAGGUGUGUUCCAGUGUGGCCCCACCUCAGUCACUGCCAUCCGAGAGGGUGACGUGCACCUGGCCCACGAUGGCCCCUUCGUGUUUGCGGAGGUCAACGCUGACUACAUCACCUGGCUGUGGAAUGAGGACGAGAGCCGGGAGCGUGUGUACUCGGACACCAAGAAGAUUGGAAGGUGCAUCAGCACCAAGGCGGUGGGCAGUGACUCCCGUGUGGACAUCACAGGCCUCUACAAGUAUCCAGAAGGGUCCCGGAAGGAGAGGCAAGUGUACAGCAAGGCCGUGAAGAAGCUGUUUGGCGUGGAAGUCAGGGGGAGGAGGACGUGGAUCCGCAGGGCCGGCGGGCGGGGUCUCUGGCGUGAAGACCUCCUGGAGCCCGCCACCAAGCCCAGCAUCACCGGCAAGUUCAAGGUGCUGGAGCCGCCAGUGCUGGGUCACGACCUGCAGCUAGCUCUGUGCUUGACCAACCUCACUUCUCGGGCCCAGCGAGUCCAAGUCAAUUUGAGCGGCGCCACCAUCCUCUAUACCCGCAGGCCUGUGGCCGAGAUCCUGCACGAGUCCCACGCGGUGAAGCUGGGUCCGCAGGAAGAGAAGAAGAUUCCAGUAGCAAUAUCUUACUCUCAGUAUAAAGAAGACCUGACAGAAGAUAAGAAGAUACUAUUGGCUGCCAUGUGCUUUGUCUCCAAAGGAGAGAAGCUCCUGGUGGAGAAGGACAUUACCUUGGAGGACUUCAUCACCAUAAAGGUGCUGGGCCCAGCCACCGUGGGGGUGGCCAUUACAGUGGAAGUGACGGUGGUCAACCCCCUCUUGGAGAAAGUGGAGGAUGGUGUGCUGAUGGUGGAGGGCAGUGGCCUUCUCCAAGGACAGCUCAGCAUAGAGGUGCCCAGCCUGCAGCCCCAGGAGAAGGCCUUGGUCCAGUUCAACAUCACCCCGUCCAAGAGUGGCCCCAGGCAGCUUCAGGUGGACUUCGUCAGUCACCACUUCCCGGACAUCAAGGGCUUUGUGAUUGUUGACGUGGCCACAGCCAAAUGACAGACCCUCAGGGACUGAGGGGGAGCAUUCGGCCCCUGUUUUGCUCCUCGCCACCUUUCUGUGGGAGCCGAGAGGCCUGGGUCAGUCCUGCUUCA
Molecule: messenger RNA, 2264 nt
Organism: Marmota flaviventris (yellow-bellied marmot)
Lineage: Eukaryota; Metazoa; Chordata; Mammalia; Rodentia; Sciuridae
Source: RefSeq, a predicted model, not a curated record